Molecule: messenger RNA, 1875 nt
Organism: Mesocricetus auratus (golden hamster)
Lineage: Eukaryota; Metazoa; Chordata; Mammalia; Rodentia; Cricetidae
Gene: Dbx1
Product: developing brain homeobox 1
Exons: 4
Coding region: 15-1022 (335 amino acids)
Biological process (GO): cell differentiation in spinal cord; regulation of transcription by RNA polymerase II
Molecular function (GO): DNA binding; DNA-binding transcription factor activity, RNA polymerase II-specific
Source: RefSeq, a predicted model, not a curated record
GCCCCGCUCUGACCAUGAUGUUCCCCGGCCUCCUCGCGCCCCCCGCGGGGUAUCCCAGCCUCCUGCGACCCACGCCCACCUUAACACUGCCCCAGUCCCUUCAGUCCGCAUUUUCCGGUCACUCUAGUUUCCUGGUGGAAGAUUUGAUCCGCAUCAGCCGGCCGCCCGCCUACCUGCCCCGCAGCGUACCCCCCGCCAGCUUGUCACCCCCCAGGCAGGAGGCCCCCACAGUCCUCGCCGACUCUGGGACCUCGGACCUCGGCUCUCCGGGGUCCGGGAGCCGGCGUGGCAGCUCUCCACAGAACGCCCUCUCCCCCGCCAGCGAGCCCACGUUUCUCAAGUUUGGGGUGAAUGCCAUCCUCGCAUCGGCGCCCAGAAGAGAAACGUCGCCGGCUUUGCUGCAGAGUCCCCCUCCCAAGACGUUCGCCUUUCCUUACUUCGAAGGCUCCUUCCAACCCUUCAUUAGAUCCUCCUAUUUCCCAGCGUCCUCCAGUGUGGUGCCGAUCCCAGGGACCUUCUCCUGGCCGCUGGCCGCUCGCGGCAAGCCUCGCCGGGGCAUGCUACGCAGAGCUGUGUUCUCUGAUGUGCAGCGGAAAGCCUUAGAGAAGACGUUUCAGAAGCAGAAAUAUAUCAGUAAGCCUGACCGGAAGAAGCUGGCCGCCAAGCUGGGCUUGAAGGACUCGCAGGUGAAAAUCUGGUUCCAGAAUCGACGCAUGAAGUGGCGGAACUCCAAGGAGCGCGAGCUCCUGUCUAGCGGGGGCUGCCGAGAGCAGACCCUUCCCACAAAACUAAACCCUCACCCAGACCUUAGCGACGUGGGCCAGAAAGUCCCUGGGGACGAGGAAGAAGACAGUCCGGGUCCCUGCCUGGCCUACCAUGCUCCUCCUGACCCUCGACACCUGCUGGAAGGACCCGUGCCUGCCUCUCCUGCACAUUCCAGCAGCCCGGGGAAACCCUCGGACUUCUCUGAUUCCGAUGAGGAUGAGGAGGGCGCAGAGGACGAGGAAAUCACUGUGUCCUAGGAGCCCGUCUGGCCCCCAGCUCUCGGCUCCCCACUCCCAGACUGUUGCAAUUUUAAACUUGGAGGAGGAGCGCACGUUCAGUGGCUACCUCUGUGCGGGAGCCUGGACGCCGGCUGCCUCUUCUCACACAGACACACCACCUUCUCAGGGGUGCCACAGUUCCCUCUGUUGUCCCAAAGAGACGUUUCCUUACUCCAUGCUGCCACCUCCAAACAGUCUUAACUUUCCCGCAAGGGCCACGGUCCAUCUAUUUAUUGCAAACUAUUUUAGACAUGGUGUGAGGGGUGUUUGUGUAGAAGGGUGUCUCUAGUCUCACCGCCUGGGCUUACUGUGAGCAAAGUCCUGUCAAACACCAAGCCUUUGGCCCCUAACUUCUCGGUCACCUUCCAGCGGUCAGUCAUUCUGUCUUCUCAUCAUAAGAGUAGAGAGCACAAGAAAUUCCAAUAGAGAAUGAAGGCACAGCUGUGCCUUCCCACCUAAGAGGAGACAGCUUCUCAUUUCCUGACGCCCCUCGGAGAGGAAGUGGUUUCUCUAUGUAGAGGAGAGUGUGUGUCUAUUUCUAUUCUGUCCUGAAACAUUCAGCUUUCCCUACCUGCAGAACACCUGUGCCCAGAACUCUGGGUGUCCUUUUGUCCCUGGGUGUGGACUUGUCUGCCUCUUUGACAGUUUCUCCCACACAGCGUUGCUGUCUGCCCAGCUUUUAGGAGCCGUGCUCUACUGUGUAUAUAUAUUUUGUAUGGAUAUUUUAUACUGACGUUAUUGUGAAUGGCCACAAUGAGGGGCUGGCUGCAUCUAUUAUUUUCCUCCACAAUGGUCUUUAAAGUUUAAAAGACAGCCGUGUAACUUCAUAACU